AUGGUCCUUUCAACUUCCCACAAGUGUGCUGCGCCCAAAGAGGCUGGAGGACCUCUUAUGAUCGAGGAGACCCUGUUCGCUCUACUCGAUGCAGUUGUGCCCGGUCAUCAGAAUAUUGGAGAAGUUGUCGCAGUAGCAGUCGGAGAUUCCGUCUCGCAGUGGAAGGUUGGGGAUCGCCUCGGUGGAGCAUGA
Molecule: messenger RNA, 192 nt
Organism: Penicillium samsonianum
Lineage: Eukaryota; Fungi; Ascomycota; Eurotiomycetes; Eurotiales; Aspergillaceae
Product: alcohol dehydrogenase
Exons: 2
Coding region: 1-192 (63 amino acids)
Source: RefSeq, a predicted model, not a curated record